Molecule: messenger RNA, 1341 nt
Organism: Hyaena hyaena (striped hyena)
Lineage: Eukaryota; Metazoa; Chordata; Mammalia; Carnivora; Hyaenidae
Gene: CD40
Product: CD40 molecule
Exons: 9
Coding region: 61-903 (280 amino acids)
Biological process (GO): positive regulation of transcription by RNA polymerase II; immune response-regulating cell surface receptor signaling pathway; positive regulation of B cell proliferation
Cellular component (GO): external side of plasma membrane; CD40 receptor complex
Molecular function (GO): protein binding; signaling receptor activity; antigen binding
Source: RefSeq, a predicted model, not a curated record
GGGAGUUACUGGCGGCCCAGUGCCCUCGCCCCUACUCCGCCGCUCGGCACCCACCUCGCCAUGGUUCUUCUGCGUCUGCGCUGUCUCCUCUGGGGCUGCUUGCUGACCACCGUCCACCCGGAGCCACACACCAUGUGCAGAGAGAAUCAGUACCUGGCCAAAAAUCACUGCUGUGACAUGUGCCAGCCAGGGAAGAAACUGAUGAAUGACUGUACAGAGUUCACCGACACAGAAUGCCUUCCUUGCAAAAAAGGCGAAUUCCUAGACACUUGGAAUAUAGAGAGACACUGUCACCAGCACAAGUACUGCGACCCCAACCUAGGGCUCCAGGUCCAGAGGGAAGGCACAUCAGAAACAGACACCACUUGCAGAUGCCGUGAAGGUCUACAUUGUACCAACAAUGCCUGUGAAAGCUGCACCCAGCACACCCUGUGCUCCCCUGGCCUUGGAGUCAAGCAGGUUGCCACAGGGGUCUCUGAUACCAUCUGCGAUCCAUGCCCCGCUGGCUUCUUCUCCAAUGUGUCAUCUGCUUCGGAAAAGUGUCAUCCUUGGACAAGAUGUGAGGCCAAAGGCCUCGUAGAGCUUCAGCCGGGGACCAACAGAACGGAUGUCGUCUGCGGUCUCCAGGACCGGGUAAGAGCCCUGGUGGCGAUCCCCAUCACAAUGGUGAUUCUGCUUGCUGUCCUGUUGGUGUCUGCCUAUAUCAGAAAGGUGACCAAGGGGCCAGGGAAUAAGGUCAUCCAGCCGGAGGAAGUUAAGUGUCAGGACCCCGUGGAGGACCUGGAGGACAUUUCUAUUCCCCUCUACUCCAUUCCUCCGGUGCAGGAGACCUUACACGGGUGCCAGCCGGUCACCCAGGAGGACGGCAAAGAGAGCCGCAUCUCUGUGCAGGAGAGAGUAUGAGGCGGGGUGUGCCAGCGAGUGUGGCAGCAUGGGAAGACGGGCACGUGCAGGAGAGUGUGGAGCUGCUGGUGCUGCAGAGUGAGGGUGCGGGGCACCCCCGGCCUGCACCCCUGUGGUGCAGACACAGAGCCUUCCACCCCAGCCCUGGAGCCCAUUCAGUCUCCUGACUUGCUUUUAAAGGCAGAGGCAAAACUUUGGUGGGGGGGGUGGGGCCCAGAGUAACAUCCACCAAAUCCUCCAGUGCCCAGAGGCGUAUCAUGGUGGUUUCCACAAGCCCAGGGACACGUAGCCACGAAUAUCCAUUGCAGUGUUGUUUGUGACAGUGGACAACUGGAAGCCAUUUAGCUGGCCAGCAGCAGGGGACUGGCUAAAGGAAAUCGUAAUAUAUUUUAUACAAUAUCUCAAAAGCACUGUUGUGGAAAAAAAAAAAAAAGCAAG